Calidris pugnax (ruff) is the source of this 1362-nucleotide messenger RNA. Its product is annotated as etoposide-induced protein 2.4 homolog. Lineage: Eukaryota; Metazoa; Chordata; Aves; Charadriiformes; Scolopacidae. Bases 203 to 1243 code for a protein of 346 amino acids. The transcript has 11 exons. Gene Ontology annotation, cellular component: endoplasmic reticulum. The record is from RefSeq and is a predicted model, not a curated record. Gene Ontology annotation, biological process: macroautophagy.
GCGGGGCGGCGCAUGCGCGGUGGGUGGCGGCCGGGCCGCCGGGAGCUGGGCCGCCUGCCGCGCCGAGCGCCCCCGGCCCGCAGCCCGCGGCCGCCGGCUCCAUCCGUUUCCCCUCUCUCCAGGAUGAGAGAGGUUUGGGUUCGGCUUUUCCCCUCUCCCGGUAGUUGAUAGUUUCGGAACCAGAGGUGAUGCUGGAGUCGAGAUGGCAGACAGCGUGAAAACCUUCCUUCAUGACCUCGUCAGGGGAAUUAAGGACUCCAUCUGGGGCAUCUGCACCAUCUCGAAGCUGGACGCCCGCAUCCAGCAGAAAAGGGAAGAGCAGAAGCGAAGGCGAGCAAACAGCGCGCUGGCCCAGCGGAGGUUCCACAUGGAAGAGAAGAAGCAAGAGAACGAGCCCCGCAUAGUGAGCCGGAUAUUUCAGUGCUGUGCCUGGAACGGAGGCGUCUUCUGGCUUAGUCUCUUCUUGUUCUACCGCGUAUUUAUCCCCGUCCUGCAGUCGGUGACGGCACAGAUCAUCGGCGACCCUUCCUUGCACGGUGACGUCUGGGCUUGGCUGGAGUUCAUCCUCACCUCCAUCUUCAGCGCCCUCUGGGUCCUGCCCCUCUUCGUCCUCAGUAAGGUGGUCAACGCCAUCUGGUUCCAGGACAUCGCGGAUCUGGCGUUCGAGGUGUCGGGCAGGAAACCUCACCCCUUCCCCAGCGUCAGCAAGAUCAUCGCUGACAUGUUAUUCAACCUCCUGCUGCAGGCCCUUUUCCUCAUCCAGGGGAUGAUCGUGAGCCUCUUCCCCAUUGACCUGGUGGGCCAGCUGGUCAGCCUCCUCCACAUGUCCCUGCUCUACUCCCUCUACUGCUUCGAGUACCGCUGGUUUAACAAAGGCAUCGAGAUGCACCAACGGUUGUCCAACAUCGAGAGGAACUGGCCCUACUACUUCGGCUUCGGCUUGCCGCUGGCUUUCCUCACGGCGAUGCAGUCCUCUUACAUCAUCAGCGGUUGCCUCUUCUCCAUCCUUUUCCCUCUCUUCAUCAUCAGCGCCAACGAAGCCAGGACCCCCAGCAAAACCUACCACUUCCAGCUCCGGCUCUUCUCCCUGGUGGUUUUCCUCAGCAACAGACUCUUUCACAAGACCGUUUACCUUCAGUCCGCCCUCGGGGGGGCUUCCUCAUCCUCAUCCUCCUCCUCCUCCGACCGGCUCCUCUCCCCGCAGCCCUCUCCGGCCAAACACGCGGCUUCUCCGGGCCACUGAGCGCCCCCCCUGCCCACCCGCCGCCGCCGCCGCGGGAGGAGACGCGUGGGACCCCGGUGCCGGUUCUGCCCCUCCCCUCGCUGCCACGGAAAAAAAAAACACGGGAAGGGUUUUUUGGG